Messenger RNA from Aspergillus tubingensis, 498 nucleotides. Its product is annotated as F1F0 ATP synthase subunit delta. The transcript has 6 exons. Lineage: Eukaryota; Fungi; Ascomycota; Eurotiomycetes; Eurotiales; Aspergillaceae. Gene Ontology annotation, molecular function: proton-transporting ATP synthase activity, rotational mechanism. The record is from RefSeq and is a predicted model, not a curated record. The coding region runs from base 1 to 498 and encodes 165 amino acids. Gene Ontology annotation, biological process: proton motive force-driven ATP synthesis.
AUGAGCUCUCUCCGCUUCGCUCGCUCUGCCUUCAGGGCUCGUCCCUCCGCUUUCCGCGUUCCUCUCCAGCGCAGAGGUUACGCCGAGGCUGUGUCGGACAAGAUCAAGCUUUCCCUGACCCUUCCUCACCAGUCCAUCUUCAAGUCGGCCGGCGUUGUUCAGGUCAACAUCCCCGCCGAGUCCGGAGAGAUGGGUGUUCUCGCCAACCACGUCCCCUCCAUUGAGCAGCUCAAGCCCGGUCUCGUUGAGAUCGUUGAGGAGGGUGGUGCCAGCAAGAAGUUCUUCCUGUCUGGUGGUUUCGCCGUUGUCCAGCCCGACUCCCAGCUGAGCAUCAACGCCGUCGAGGGUUUCCCUCUCGAGGAGUUCAGCAUUGACAACGUCCGUUCCCAGAUCGCCGAGGCCCAGAAGAUUGCCAACGGAAGCGGCAGCGAGCAGGAUAUUGCUGAGGCUAAGAUUGAGCUUGAGGUGCUGGAGAGCCUGCAGGCCGUCCUCAAAUAG